This is a messenger RNA of Cucurbita pepo subsp. pepo (vegetable marrow), 2086 nucleotides long. Lineage: Eukaryota; Viridiplantae; Streptophyta; Magnoliopsida; Cucurbitales; Cucurbitaceae. The record is from RefSeq and is a predicted model, not a curated record.
CCUGGAUCAACAACCUCAACAAGCAUUUGGCUGGCUGGUGAACAAAGUGGUUUAGCCCGGGUUAUCAGAGCUUGCUGGGUAAAUUUUCAUAGCUCAAACAAUGGCAGGAGAAUAUGCUGAACCCGAAAAACUUCGAUCAACUCAUCUCAAAAGGAAGUGGAUUGCAUUACAUUCAUGCACCUCCACAUUCAUCCGCUACCGUAAAGAUUUUUGCUCUGUUUUUCGCUCUGCGCCCUUCACAUGUUCGACAAAAUGCCUGACUGAACCUCUUCUCAUGUCUCCCUCAUGGCGUCUCACCCCGACCGGGGCCUCAUUGUCUUCUCUCAAUUUUUGACCAUGUGAGUGACUUUUAAAGUUCUUACAAAGUGUUUGAUGAGCAUUUGUGGAUUUUCAUAACCAGCUCUUUAGGUAACUUUCUCUUCCCCCCAUUGUGUUAGCCGCAUGCCCCGCCCUUUGUCUGCUGCUGCAUUACAAACAUUACUAUAAUAUUGGAAUGGUAGUAGCAAUGUUUGCUCAUUGUAAGCCUAGAUUCAUGGCUAUAGCUAUUAACAAAGCCACCAUUUAAAAGGGGGUAGCCACUUUUUAUUUCCAUGCACAUUCUUCUUCAUGGGUGGAGACAAAACAUGGGUCGAGAAUAUUUAGGUUUGAAUUUAGCUUAUUCUUUUUUCACCCACAUGAUUAUUCAUCUGAUUCAUCUUAAAUUAUGUUGGGUUUAGGAGAGCCCAAUUAUUGGGGAGGCAGGGUGGCAUUGGUAUCAUUAUGGCCUGCAACUAUGCCAACAUGUUCAAUACUUUAUUAUUGUAUAUUGUUGUCAGAGCUUGAUGUUGGCCAAUUGGUGGAGCAUUUUAUUAAAAAAUUUGACAUAGAUGCUCAGUUUGUAGGCUGAAACUGUUACAAGAGAAUCAAACAGAGCUGAGCCUUUGGUCUAUAACGCUGUGACUUUGACAUGCAUGCAUAGAGACUUUGUUAGCUUCUCUUUUCCAUAUAAAUUGGCUGUUAUGUUGGUUGGUUUUGCUCAAGCCAUUCAAUUCUCUUGUGAGUUUCAGCAAUUUACAAACCAAGGAUGGUGAUCUCAUCGAUAUUCACCGACGCCCACCAGCCUGUUAGAUCGGUUAGCUUGCCUGCGAGGGUGGAGCUCGAGCCAGAACCAUUGCUGGAGAGCCUAAAAUCCUUUCAAGUUUCGUCUUCCAAUGCGAAAACGACUCCUUUUGGACUCGAAGGGAUCCGAGCUGCAUUGGUUGGGCUAGCAGAGUUGUAUAACUCUGUUGGAGAGCUUGUUCAGUCUUCUUCCACCCAGCAAGCUCUUGUUCACUAUAAGGAGGGGAAGCUUGUGGAAGAGGCUUUAACUGAGUCUGUUAUAUUGAUAGAUUCUUGUUGCUCUGCAAGAGACAUAAUCCUUACGAUGAAACAAAAUAUACAAUCCCUUCAAUCGGCUUUACGUCGAAAAGUAGCAGAUUCGAGCAUCGAAAGCCAUGUUCGUGCCUACUUCAGCUUCCGAAGGAAAGCGAAGAAAGACAUCGGAAGCUUCCUCGGUUCAUUGAAGCAAAUGCAAAGUAAUAGAACAACAAGCUUCCCUUUAUUGGAUCUACCAAACCAUGAUUUGUUGCCUCUUAUCAGACUGCUAAGAGAAGCAAGAACCAUCAGCAUCUCCAUCUUUGGAGAGCUUCUAGCGUUCCUAUCAACGUCGGUGACGAAGGGGAAGGCUAGCGGGUGGUCAUUGGUCUCACAAUUGAUGCCAACGAUCAGGUCGAGAUCGGGUAAAGGACGGAAAAUAGUAAAUGAAUUGGAGAGUGUGGAUAUUGGUCUCCAUUCUCUCCUUGGCCAUGGGAGAGAAAACGAAAGCAAUGAUAAAAAAGCUGAAGUUCAAAUGGCACAAAGAAGGCUUAGAACAUUGGCGUCAAGUUUUGAAGGAAUAGAGAGUGAAUUGGAUUGCAUGUUCAGAUGUUUAGUUAAACACAGAGUGUGUUUCCUUAACAUGUUAGUUCAUUGAAUUGUUUGAGAUCUCAAACAUUCCAAACUCUUGUACAUUUUAGCCACUUUGUGCUCACAAUUUUAUCUAAGAUAAAUAUAACCCGUCAUUCUUUGA